Messenger RNA from Acaromyces ingoldii, 1798 nucleotides. RefSeq lists its product as hypothetical. The transcript is spliced from 4 exons. Lineage: Eukaryota; Fungi; Basidiomycota; Exobasidiomycetes; Exobasidiales; Cryptobasidiaceae. The record is from RefSeq and is a predicted model, not a curated record. Bases 77 to 1798 code for a protein of 573 amino acids.
GCAUGGUCGCCCGGUAUCUCGGAUCGCUGCACAGCAUCUGGGAGCUCCUCACACCACACAUCCAUCAGUGGUGACCAUGGGCAUCUUUACCGACUACAGGAACCACGACGUGGUGGCUGCCACUUCCGAGCAGCGCAGUUUCUAUCGCUCCAGGGCCACGGGCACCGGUUCCGAGCGGCCAGUGAUCAAGUGCGUCCUCGACCGCUACUACUGCUACCUCCCCGGCGACACUGUCCAUGCGCGCAUCCAGCUCGACAAGGAGCGACUCAAGGACCUCGUCAAAAUCCAUGUCGAAUUUAGGGGUAUGAUCCACAAUUGGGGCACCAGGCAAGGAGCCAACAAUACGACGACGUACCACGUUGACAAGCAACUGCUCUUCAGCCACGAGGCUUUCAUCAACCCGACGUCGCUCGAGUCCCGCAGCGCUUCGCCGCACAUGCUCAUCGCCUCGUCCACUGAGUCGGCAUGGAUCUUUGACGUCGAUGCAAAGCUGCCCACGGCCGUACGCUAUCGCGAAAAGGAGGGUGCCCCGCUUCCGCCAUCAUUUAUCCGCUCAGAACGCGGUAGCGAGACUUCGACCAGCCUCGUCUCCUACCAUUUCAAGAUUACCGGGGCAAACGAGAAGACCUUUAGCCGCGAUGAGAGAACAUGGACUCCCUUUGUGGUGCUCCCCUACUGCAGGCCCUGGGAUCCCACGCUGGAGCUGCCCUUGAGCUACGGCGAUGCACCGUCACACUGGAUCCGACAGUACGACAUCUCCGACUACCAAAGGAAAUUGGUCCUCAAGAAGGGUGUAGUCGAGGUCGAGGUGGUACACCCCAAGCUUGCAGACCUCCCCAUGCACCUCGAGGUGCCCAUCAUUCUCCGCAUUUCGGUCCGAGCCAAAUCACUUUCGGAUCUCCUUUCGGGCGAGUCAGUCGAGCUGCCAAUGCUGCCGUUAACCACGCUGGAUGAAAAGCAGGAGGACCGCACACCCAAAUUCUUUGUCACCAGGCACAUCUAUACCAAGGCGGACCGUACAAGAUCGCACGACCUCAAGGAUGUCCAGGAGUGCUUUGUCCGCUGGCAUCCCGAAUAUACCAAGUGUGGCUUCACUCAGAGAUCUGACGAAAAGGGUGGAGAGGGUGGUGCGUCCGAGGGCACACCUUUAGCUGACGAUCGCGCAAAGAGGGGCCUCGAUCACGGCUGGACGUGGCCCGCGCACGACCCAGAGGGGAAGCACUACUCGACGCCCAAUGCGCCCCGCUUCGGUUCAAAGGGGGUGGGCCCCAAGCAAGGAGCACGAUUCGAAAGGGACGUGAAGACAAACCCCUACGUGACCACGGCGACCGUCUUUGGCAGGAUUCUCAUGUCGUCGGCCGCCAGCGUUCCGUUUGAGGUCUACCACCUGUCGACGUACAACCGGCUCAAAUUCAAAUGGGACUUCAAAUCGUCCAACAAGGUCGACAUGAACCUUGGCUAUGUUGUUAUGACGAGUGGCAUCACACCCGAGGAGCGACCGCGUCUAUCUCCUCAGGAUAUCGAAAGACGCUUCUAUGCUGGUCACUACGGCAAGCAAAAGAAAUCAAAGAUGGUCGAACCGCACGAGUUCGACGAGUUGCCCGGAUACAAGAACGCCGCCGGUCAACCGUCGGCCCCGUCUUACGAUGGACCGCCCCAGCCUGUGGCUUCUGCUUCUUCGCCACCGCCACAAGAGCCACAGGCAGGGCCAAGCCAGGAGCUUCCAGGCUACCAGUCUGCGACGUUCGGAAUGGAGAAGAUGUCCGUCUCGGACCAGAAGCGCAAUUCUCUCAAGUAA